Ilex paraguariensis (yerba mate) is the source of this 2965-nucleotide messenger RNA. The record is from the annotation of a GenBank genome assembly. Lineage: Eukaryota; Viridiplantae; Streptophyta; Magnoliopsida; Aquifoliales; Aquifoliaceae.
CUCUCUCUCUCUCUCUCUCUCUCGUGUGUGUGUGGGAAGCAUCACAGGCUCCUUGCUUCAUGUUAUGGUCGACAUCCAGCUCCGUUAGUGGUGGUGAAUGUGUGGCUGGAUCAAGAAUUCUACCAAUUAGCAGAUACUCUGAUAGCUGUUUUACAACAUAUGGAUAUCAUUGAAUCUAUCGUCAAUAUACCUGUGCAAAAUCCAUCUGAGGAGGAGUUCUCUUCUGCUGAUUUGAAUUGGACCAAAUUUGGAAGUGCAGAGCGUCAUGAUGAUGUAGCCCUUAUUCCUUAUGCCCGAGUUGAUGCAUUUAUAAUUGGAGAGUGUUCUAAAAUAGAAUGCCCAACACGGUUCCAUAUUGAGAGGGGAAGGAAACGAUCAAAGGGCAGUUUAAAAGAAUACAAGAAUGAUGAAUAUCUGGAAUACAGGCUGUACUGGUGUUCCUUUGGUCCUGAAAACUACGGAGAAGGCGGGGGUAUUUUACCAAGCAGACGAUAUCGACUUAACACUCGAAACCGUGCUGCAAGACCUCAAUCCAUGAGGGGCUGUACAUGCCAUUUUGUAGUGAAGCGUCUCUAUGCCCGCCCAUCUCUUGCACUACUUAUAUAUAAUGAUAGGCGUCAUGUAAACAAAUCUGGUUUUGUCUGCCAUGGGCCACUUGACAGAGAUGCGAUUGGACCUGGUGCCAAAAAAAUUCCAUACAUAUGCAGUGAGAUUCAACAGCAAACUAUGUCUAUGAUAUACCUUGGUAUUCCUGAGGAAAAUGUAUUAGAGAAACAUAUUGAAGGAAUUCAGCGUUACUGUGGUUCUAAUGCGAAAGUCAACAGCCUUGCUUCUCAGUAUGUCCAAAAACUGGGGAUGAUUAUCAAACGUUCUACCCAUGAAUUGGAUCUGGAUGAUCAAGCUAGCAUUCGAAUGUGGGUUGAACGCAACAAGAAAUCUAUUUUCUUUUAUCAGGAUACUUCAGAAACAAAACCUUUUAUUUUGGGUAUCCAAACUGAAUGGCAGUUACAGCAAAUGAUUCGUUUCGGUCAUCGUAGUCUCAUAGCAACUGAUUCAACAUUUGGCAUAAAGAGACUGAAGUACCCCUUGUGCACGCUUCUUGUGUUCGACUCUAGACAACAUGCUCUUCCUGUUGCUUGGAUCAUUACUCGUAGCAUUGCCAAGCCAGAUGUUUCAAAUUGGAUGAAAGCUCUGCUAGGCCGUGUUAUUGCUGUUGACCCUGGAUGGAAGGUCAAUGGGUUUUUAGUUGAUGAUGCCGCUGCAGAGAUUGAUCCCAUAAGAGAGACAUUUUCUUGCCCUGUCCUAUUUUCUCUCUGGCGUGUUCGUCGAUCGUGGCUGAGGAAUAUUGUCAAGAAAUGUAGUAACAUUGAAGUCCAGCGAGAGAUAUUUAAGCGGCUGGGAGAAGUAGUGUACAGUAUUUGGGGUGGAGUAAAUUAUGUGGUUGCUCUAGAAGAAUUGACCCAGGAUUUUGUUGAUCAAACUGCCUUUGUACAGUACUUCAAGGCCACUUGGGUGCCCAAGAUUGAAAUGUGGCUUACAACAAUGAAAACACUUCCACUUGCAAGUCAGGAGGCAUCUGGUGCCAUAGAAGCUUAUCAUGUCAAGCUCAAAGUCAAACUAUAUGAUGACUCACACCUUGGUGCACUCCAGAGAGUUGACUGGCUGGUGCACAAGUUGACUACUGAGUUGCACUCAAGCUACUGGCUUGACCGAUAUGCAGAUGAAAGUGAUUCCUUCCAAAAUGUUAAGGAUGAAUACAUUGCUUCUACGUCAUGGCAUAGGGCCCUGCAUAUUCCUGAUACUGCUGUUACUUUGGAUGGGAAGGACCACCUCUUUGCUAGGGUUGUAAGCCAGAAUGACUGCAACCAAAUACAUCUUGUGUGGAAUCCUGGAUCGGAAUUUGCUCAUUGUGAUUGUGAGUGGUCGAUGCAAGGAAACCUCUGCAAACAUAUCAUAAAGGUGAAUAUGAUCUGUGAAAAACUUCAAGCCUAUGAACCUUCCUUGUCAUUUCGGUCAUUUAGAGAGAUCUUAAUGACUAUGUGGAAAAAACUAAGGGAUGAUUCAGUUUCAUUGGAUCUAUCAAUGGCCUGGACACACCAGAUGCUUGAUCAAAUUCAGAAGCUUGUUGAACUGAACAGUUCAAACAACGUUGGCAGUAUAGUGAAUAAUAUGCCCCUGAAGUGGGUUGCUAAGAAAAGCAGAACAUCUGUGGGUAAGCCACAGUGCCAUCUGGCCUUGCCCUCCUGCUCAAACGGUAAUACAAAGAAUGCUGCUGCACGUAAAAAGAACCGGAAGCGGAAGAGAUUGUCUCGUUUAAGGUGAUUAACUCGAGUUGUGGAUUUGGGAUUACUCCUUGUACACAGAAGGAAUCCCAAGCCCAGCUAUUUUUUGGAUGCUGUGUUACUUAAGAUGGGAUCCAAUGUUUCGAAUUUUUGCUAUGUUCAUGAACUGGUUCUAUGUACCAUCGCCCAAGAGGUAAGAGAAUUACAGAUACAGAAGUAACUCCCAGCACACAUGCAGGCAAAUUGUACUGCUGAUGCCUUGUCAAAGAGGCAGGGAUUGGGGCACCUCUUGAUUCUUCAAAAUGGAUAGUAAGGUAUUCCAAAAUAGGUCUGUAUCUCUGUUUAUACAAUUUCUUAGAAGAAAGAACGAAAAAGAAUAAUACCCCAGUGCUGAUCAGUGUCGAACUUGUUAACCUGGCUUUUCUAUAGAUGUAAGUCUUCAUAGCAUGUAUAGACUCACAAUUUAAAUUCAUUGUUUGAACUGAAAUGUCAUCUUAUAGAGCAGUUAUGGUCCUUAGCUUGUGGGGUGGCCAGUUGAACUAAUUGGCUAAUGUCUGAAUCUGAGUGUAAAUGUUUAUUGUUUUUAUUUUGAUUGAUAGGCAGUGCAGAAAUUAAAUAAAAAAAUGUAAAUAAUUUGCUCAUGCUGUUUGAUUGUAGAAAAAACAUUGUAAAUCAGGUGGAAU